Messenger RNA from Phragmites australis (common reed), 1857 nucleotides. RefSeq names its product pentatricopeptide repeat-containing protein At4g25270, chloroplastic-like. Gene Ontology annotation, molecular function: RNA binding; protein binding. Lineage: Eukaryota; Viridiplantae; Streptophyta; Magnoliopsida; Poales; Poaceae. Gene Ontology annotation, biological process: RNA modification. The record is from RefSeq and is a predicted model, not a curated record.
UAUAAAUAUUUUUUGCCCACGGAAAGAAAAAGUGUCCCAGUCCACAUAUAGGAUUGGCCUUGGCUUGGCAACCAAUGCCCAAUGGCGGUCACCCACCACCACCACCACACGACCUGCGCGCUCCCGCGCCGCAGCCACACCACUUCCAGCACUAGUGCCAGCCGCCGAGGCCCCUCCCCCUCCUCCUCCGGCCAUCAUCUCACCACCACCAGCCUCUGCCUCCCCGCCGCGCCGCCGCCGCCGCCGCCGUCCGAGACCCUCGACCGCGUCCUCUCCGACCUCGAGUCCCAACCGCGCCUCCUCAACCCCUCCCUCCUCGCCUCGCUGCUCUCCGCCCUCCCGCGCCACCCCUCCCCGCGCCGCCGCCUCCCCGUCUCGCUCCUCCGCCGCCACCCGGACCUCGCCGUUCGCCUCCUCCACCUCCACGCUUCCCUCGGCCUCGUCGCCUACGCGCACCACCUGUUCGACCACCUGCUGCCCGAGCGCGCCCGGGAGGACGCCUUCCCCUGGAACUGCCUCGUCGCGGGGUACGCUAGCCUCGGCCGCCACGAUGACGCGCUCGCGCUCUACUUCCAGAUGGAUGAGCACGGCAUCCCGCGCGACCGCUUCACCUUCGCGUGGGCGCUCGAGGCCUGCGCGGGCGCCGGGUCGGUCGUGCUCGGCCAGGCCGUGCACCGUGACGUCGUGCGCGCGGGCCUCGCCUCUGACGUGCUCGUGUGCGACGCACUUACGGAUAUGUACGUCCGGUGCGGCGACAUUCCUCAGGCUCGGCGGGUGUUCGACGCAAUGCCGGUAAGGGACACCGUCUCAUGGAACAUCAUGCUUGCUGGGUGCCUGCGGCAUGGGCUGUGGCCUCAUUCUAUGGAGAUUUGGAGAAGGAUGCUCAGAGAUGGGCACAAGCCAGACUCCACUGUGUUAUCGACAAUGCUGUUGCUACUGCCAUUGCCUUCUGCUGAUGAUGAUAGUAAAAGGGGACUGGAGAUUCAUGCCUGGGUUAUUCGCCACGGGCUCGAGUCAGAGCUUCCAGUGGCAACUGCUCUAAUACGAAUGUACUCUAAGAAGAAUGAGCUUGGUCAUGCCUUGUCAGUGUUCGAGUUGAUGCCAGUGAGGGAUCGGUUGUCUUGGGAUGCUAUAAUCUCUGCACACCGCAGUGACUACGGGGUUCUCAUGAUGUUCCGACGCAUGGUGGACUCCGGAGUGCAGCCGGAUGAGGCUACAUUUGCCACGGUGCUAUCUGCCUGUAACAAUUUGGGGUUGAUGGAGGGUGCCAUGAGGUUGUUCUCCGAGAUGGAGAACCAGUACAGAGUUCAGCCUACCAUGAAGCACUGUAUCUGCAUGGUGAAUAUGCUAGGCAAGGCAGGGAUGAUCAACGAGGCUUAUAAGUUUGUGUCAAAGCAAACAUCUCUGAGCAGUGAUCCGACGGUCUUGAGGGCUCUGCUGCGUGCUUGCUCAGUGCACGGAAACACCAGGACUGCAGAGAUCAUCGCAAAGAGGUUGUUUGACCUGGAGCCUGACAAUGAGCAUAAUUUUGUACUUAUGCGGAUUUAUCAAAAUGCAGGAAGGUUAGAGGAUGUGAAUUGUGGAGAAUGCGAAGAAGAUGAUGAGGGAUAGAGGGCUGUAAUGUCAAGCUGAAUAGAUCUCAAUGAUCACAGCAUUUGAACCAAAUUUCUGAAUCCGUUUUGUGGCUAAGUGGUGGUGACUUUUUGUCCAAUGUGACCCUGCAGACAGUAUUAACAGCAGUUCAGAUUGAAAAUGUAUGUACAGUCCAGCAUGAGGCACAAAAUCAUGUCAUAUUGUGUAGAUUAUAUUUUUGCUUGUGAGAUAUCAAAUUGUACAUAGCUAAUCAAAAUGCUUUGA